Molecule: messenger RNA, 6742 nt
Organism: Athene cunicularia (burrowing owl)
Lineage: Eukaryota; Metazoa; Chordata; Aves; Strigiformes; Strigidae
Gene: MLEC
Product: malectin
Exons: 4
Coding region: 303-932 (209 amino acids)
Cellular component (GO): membrane
Molecular function (GO): carbohydrate binding
Source: RefSeq, a predicted model, not a curated record
UGUGAAACAGACUCUUCUUUCUGAAAUGGUAUGAGUGAGUUUACUGUGUCUUACUUAAACUGCAGCAGGUCCAGACCUGUUUUUCUACAAGACCUGGGUUCUAGGGCUUUGGCUACUUCUGCUUCUGCUCCAGUAGUGCCGCCUCCUGGUCAGAGCAAGGAGGGGAGACAGGUCUGACAAAUGCUAACCCCACUUAGGGAGGUAAGCACUUCAAGAGUAUAUAAAGUGUCUCUUCCACGUGCCUUAGAAACUAACCCUUCCUCUCACUGUUUUGGUCUUGAAACCCAGCUUCUGACUACGGUAUGAAGCUGCCCAUCUUGCGGUCCAAUGCGGAAGAUCAGAUUCUGUACCAGACUGAGCGUUACAAUGAGGAAACCUUUGGCUAUGAAGUUCCCAUCAAAGAGGAGGGUGACUAUGUGCUGGUGUUGAAGUUUGCAGAGGUCUAUUUUGCCCAGUCUCAACAGAAGGUAUUUGAUGUUCGCUUGAAUGGCCACGUGGUGGUGAAGGACUUGGACAUUUUUGACAGAGUUGGACACAGCACAGCUCACGAUGAGAUCAUUCCCAUGAGUAUCAAAAAGGGGAAACUAAGUGUCCAGGGAGAGGUUUCCACGUUCACGGGGAAGCUCCACAUUGAGUUUGUAAAGGGCUACUAUGACAAUCCAAAAAUCUGUGCCCUAUACAUCCUGCAAGGAACAGUGGAAGAUGUUCCAAAGCUGCAGCCACACCCAGGUCUGGAGAAAAAAGAGGAAGAUGAUGAUGAAGAUGAAUAUGAUGAUGGCUCCAGUGUUAAAAAACAGGCAAAUAAGAACCGGGUUCAGUCAGGCCCACGCACACCAAACCCCUAUGCCUCGGACAACAGCAGCCUUAUGUUUCCUAUAUUGGUGGCCUUUGGUGUCUUCAUUCCUACCCUCUUCUGCCUCUGCCGAUUGUGAGAGCAAGCCCCACAGAGCAUCAGCCAAGGGGCUGGGAGGGAAGGAGUUGGACCAAACACGGUUGCUUUCAAUUUCUCCAUAUUGUUCAUAAUUUAAGGAAAAAAAAAAAAAAUUCAUUUGGAAUGAAUAGCAGGUCCAGGUAAGAGGGAGCUUACCUUCCCCCUGCCAGCAAGCAGUGAGGCCCUCGCCUUCCCCUUCACACCAUGUGCAGCCUCUGAUUCUCCCUGGAGCAUCCAAGAGUAAACUGAGUCCUGGCUGUUGAAAGCUGAUGCUACCAGUCCUGGGCCACGUCCGACACUGAGAGAAAGUCAUGUGCUGCAAGAUCUCUGCCUUUGCUGGGUGGAAUAUGGUUCCUUAGCAGGGAAGCAGCCCUUAAAACCAGGCCUGGGUACACGUUUUGUCCGGAAGUGUGGAAGUUUUGUGGUGCCAUUGGGUGACUAACAACUGUGGAGGACGGAGCCUGGCUCAGCAUCUCCCCAGAUGUGUGCAACAGGAUGUAUGGUACUCACCUGCACAAAGAUACCAAGACUCCAGCUAGCUGCUCAGCCUCUGUGGAGACAUUCCCCUGCUAAGACUGCAAGCUGCGCCAGGAGCAGAGGGAUUUAUCUGGCCUGAUUUGCUGCACCAGUUGGGAGAGACUUUCCUAGUUUGGCAAUUGUAAUGUUAGAUCUGUCGCAGAGGGAUUCUGCUGUAGCCUGCAAGAGGCUGACGUUAGCGUCUGAUCAGAUGCACUAGUUUUCUGUAUUGAUUAUGGCUUUUAUUUCCUUUAAUAUCCUUUUCUUUUCAAAGGUUUCAUUUUAAGCCCAGUUCCUUGUUUUGCCCUUUCUAGCAAGUGACCUCUCCUUUGGAAGAAGCUGAGAAUCAGGUGAUCUAGAGAGGAGGUUCUGGACUAAUUCCUUGACCUUCCUAACGGUUAGCUCCCUGCCCGGUGACUGUGAACAGGCUGUGCCGUAGGACAGAGUGAAGCAACCUUGCGGGUGCUCCCUGUGGGCUCUCGUUGCCUGUCGCAGGGACCAGGCCUGCCUGCAGCACUGGGAAGUGCAGUGCAGCUGGUCAGCGGCUUCACUUAGCUCGGCCUUUUGUGUAUCAGGGCACUGUAGUCAAGGGGCAGGUGUCCAGCAUUUCAGUACUGUAGAGCAAGGUGGCUUGUUGCCCUCCAGAGAUCUGGAAGUGAGCAGAACACUGGAGACAAGGUCACCCGCUUCCCCCGGGGAUAUUUCUGCAAGAGGUGUCUGUUUCCACAUGCAGAGCCUGUGUCUGCCUGACAGAAGCUGAGCAGAGCAGAAGCCCUCGCUGUGCCUGCUGAGCAGAGCUGCAGGCUCCAGGGAGCUGCCUUCCUGUGGCCUUGGCCUCUGACAUAUUGAGCACUUCGGGCUGGCAGGAGACGUGUGCUGGAGCAGGAUCUGUGCCAGGCAGGGUUGGGUCCUUGUGGGUCAGCUUCAAUGUUGGUGAGCUCUGGGCUCACAGACACUUUACCUCCUGCUAUCUCUGUUCUCAGAAGUGCUCUCUCUUUACCCUGAGCAGUGGCACUGGGUGGUAUCCUCCCUUGCUGCUCCUCCCUCCUGGGCCUGAGUUUUCCUAGUGGUUGUUCUGGAGUUUGAUCCCCUGCAGUGGCUCAGCCUUUCUUUGAGCUGAGGAGGGUCAGCAGAAUUCCUUAGUUUCCAGAAAGGAAACCAUAGGAGCAGCCUUUUUGGUCUGCUGGGCCCCAGCAGCUGAAUCCUUUGCUUCCUCCUAACCCUCAAGCUGUGAUGUGAGAUGCCAGCUCACUUGCUCCAGAACUGGAGCUGGGGGAGGUGUCAAAGCUCUGCUCUCUGCAGCAGUGGCACCGAACCUUGCCUUUCUGAUUGCAUACAUCGCUGCUAUAGGCCUGACCCUAGUUCUGUGUCUGAGCUGAAAAGCAAGUAGUAGGACCUCAAUUCCCUUCUCUCCAGUUGCACAAGUGGUAACAGCCAGUUUGGGAGAAGCAAGAGGGUCCCUGCCACAUUGAAGAAGACAGGAUUUAGAGAGAGCAGAUCUUAAGAACAAACUUUAGGAUGAGAAGGCGGUAAGCUUGAAGUUGUAUGCUUCAUCUUCUAGCUGCUGUUAAAAUCCUAGUACUUAGAAAACUCUUAUAAAAUAUGAGCUCUGUUUUGUUUGGUGACAGUGCCUGCAGAGAUUCUCCUGUGUUUUGGGGAUUGCUGUAACUGGAGCAAGGAGACAUUUAGAUCUUUAUCAGUUUUGAGAAGCAUGAACUGCGCUGAUUUGUUAAGCAAAGAACCUGGGCUUGAAAGCAGCAAGCUUCUCUGUAAGGAGCUGUUUUCCUCCAGGCCUUUUAGGUUGCAUUUUAUUUGAGCAUCCUUGAAGCAAGGAAUCACUCAGCUUCUUGUGGCUCACCCAGUAAUCUCUGCACCUUGCCUAGUAUGAGAAAAGGGGCGUGCAUUUAGGUGGGCAAAAGUCAGACAAGUCUUCUAGGAUAGUUUAUCCCUGCCUCUCCUGGCAACCAGGGCACCCAUUUGGUGCCAUCAGCCGCCCUAAAGCAAAGCUGUGCAGAGGGUGAUCUGUUGUGUUCCAGUUGCUCAGUUCAAAUUAAUUUUUCUUACUUGAAUAAGAGAGAAAUAGUACAUCCUUCAUGACUUCAAUUUAGUUGUUUUGGCUCUCGUUUUAUGCAUCUUUGACUACAAAGCUGGCAUCUGGAUGGUUGGGGAGUUCCUGAUCCUGUUAUGGUGCUAUGAGCAGUUUUCCUUGUUUGUUGGUCCAUCCCCUCCUGACAGGUUUGCCUUGGAAGGAGCCUUCAAACAAAGCAUGUAGGAACAUGGGAGGAUGGUGGGGGAUAACCAGUCAGCACUUCACUGGGAAUGGUAUGCUCAGGCUGGCUCCCCUUGCUGUCUCUGGCUAGCAUCUGCAGGCCAGCCAGAUGGGUAUAAUGAGGUACCUGGUCCUGACCAGGGAAAGAAAAAGUUUGGGUUGACUGUAGCUUUCCAGCACAGGUGUUAGAGGGAAUAUCCAAGACGUCGUUUAACUGAGACCAGUUAGAGGCAGGCCUGUUUGUGCUUUGUUGCCUCCUGCCAGCAGCAGGCAGAUGAAGCACAGUCCCUGUGCAGCAGUGUGGGGAGCUGGGUCAGAACAGACCCUGGCUUGAUUCGUGGAGCAGUUGUGUAGAUGGAGGCAGGUAAGGCAAUUUUAAUAAAGCUUUCACUUAAUAAAGGGGAAGGUGACACCUUCGGUCAUGUUUUGGGCCUGGAUCCAGCCGCAGGGUAGUGGUUCCAAAGCCUAUUUUAAUUACCCCCUCAUCAGCCCCUCUUGUACCUUUAAGCUAGGACAUUUUCCCCUUCUGUGUGUGUGACUAAAACAACAGCGCUCUGACCCUUUUGAGUAUCCCAGGUGGCAGUAAGCAGAAAGCCAAAUUAAUUCCCUUCUCUUUUUGGUGCCUUUGUCUCAGACUUUGAAUAAAAGUCUAUUUGAAGAAGCUUCUUUUUUUUUAAGGAGCUUCUGAGUUGUUUUUUCUUUUUCUCCAAGGGAUAGACAUUCCCUGCCCUCGUGAUCAGCUGGGGACUGUCUCACUGUCCCUGGAUGCCAGCUCCAGAGGUCGCAGCUGAAGCAGAGAACUGUGAGCAAGUAUCUUUGGUUCCAGCCCUUGAGGUCAAUGGAAAAAAAAACAAACUAGUAGGGGAUGGAAGAACUGGAAGAGCUCCUUCAGGUCUGGUCUUCCCCCCAGAAAUCUCCUGAAGGCAGGAUGGAGAACUUCCAGACAGUCUGGUGCCUGCGUGUCUGCAGUUCGGAGCUGAGUCAGUCACGGCUGGGUCCUGGUUGUCGUGUGGUGCUCACAGCUUCUGGGUGCAGUGUGGCUUGAGGGGUCCUGCCCCCCAAGCUCACUUGCUGAAGGCUUGCCCUGCAUUGUUUGGGUCUGAACAGGGAGCAGAGACCUGUGCUUUAUCCCUUGGCCUUCCUUUAAGUUGAAAUGGAAUUGCAACAGCCAGGGAAAUGUCUUGAUAUGGGAAGUAUGGUAUGAACAGGCCUGUCUUUGACAGAAAACAGCAGGAGGAGAGAGAGGACCAGCAGAGCAGCUUCAGCCCUUGAUGUGAGACAGGUUCCGAGCAGCUGCAAAGUACCAAGUGUUUCAGGCUCUGUUUGAUGCUUGAACGUGGGAGAGAUCAGUCUGCUUCUUGCACUUACUUGGUGGGGAGGGAAAUAUCCUUGCUGAGAAUCCAAGGGAAAUGGGAGCUGGGCCAGCACUGAGCUAAUUUACCUACUGACGCUUCUGCAUCUCCACAACAAAUGCCAAAGUCUAAUACAAUUCAAGGAUGCUUUUUUUUAAUGUCAGCCUGGUUCCACCAGUCUGUCUUCACUGGCUAGUCCCAAAUAGGCUCCAACAAGUAUUCUCAACAGCACAAACACACCACCAGGCUGGAGUUGUGAAGGCUCAGAAACAUGAUUACACGAAUAGGCCUCCUGUGCUGCACCCCUGCUUCACGCCCUACCCAGCGGGGCUGGGGCAUGUGUGUUUCACCUUGGAUCCAAACGGAUUUGUCCCAGGAGUAUAGUAGCAACUGCACUGAAAUGGUGCUGGGCUGGAUGGGAGAGGUGAAAGCAGGUCCAUGUCUUCCGGGGCUCUGGCUUGCUCAGAGUUUAUUGCUGUAUAUUAAAUACUAUUUUUGGAGAUUGGGGGGAAGAUGUGGGAGGGGGAGGGAUGUGGUGGCACUGUCCCCAGUCUGAUCAGUGGGAUGCUACUGCAGGCUAUUGAUAGUUUUUUUUUUUUUCCCAAAAAAGUGCUUUAUUUAAAAAAAAAAAAAAAUCAACAAAACAGAAGUGCUUUCCUCCCUCCUAGAAACAGUACUGGCUGAUUAGAAAAUGUGAAUCUUUUGCAGACACCAGAAGUCUCUGCUAAAGAGUUUGUGUGAUGGCGUUUUCAAGGCAAGGGGUGAAGUACAGCUUGAAUCCGUUUAACUGGGGAGAGUGUGAAUGGAGGAAACGCAGGGUCUCUGCCCUGGGGUUGUUCCCAGUCACCCAUAGUGGGGAUGUGUUUGCUUGGGCUACCAGGCUGUUCUGUCACACUAUAGCAACUCCUCAGCUAGGGCACUGCAGUGGAGCAGCGUCUGGAAACUUGCUGGCAAGUGGGGACUUGAAUAUUUUGUGGUUUCUACAAGGGCUUCAUGUAUUUGGGGCUUUCCCGCUUGAGAAGCAGCCAGGUUGGUAAAGCAGCCCCAGAGACUGUGAGAGCAGAGGCAGGGUUUGUGCUCUGUGCCAGGAAGCAGUAGCCAGGCCUGCGAGAUGCUGGGCAGGUGGCGUUGAUGUUUGGGUCCCGUUGUCGUAGCAGGUUGUAGCGUUGGCAGGUCAGCCCACUGCUCCAUAGUGCCCGGCUGUGUAAGCUGGGACGCGAGGAAGUGACCCGUGCCCUUGGCAUUAACGACGUGUCACAAACUACUUGAAGCUGCAGGUCUAGGUUGUCUGUAAAGGCUAAAGCAGUGUGGGGAGAGAUCUCCAUCUGUACUUGUCACCAGUACAAUGGGCUUUUAAGGAGGAUUUUUUUAUUUUACUGUCCAUUGCUUUGUGUUAUAACAACUUGCAGUGACAUUUUUUUUAGUUGAUUUUGCAGCAAGCUUGAGCCCUGGGUGAAAAGCACAGAUGUCUAUUUCUGAUUGCAUUGGCUUUGCAGGGACUAGUUUGGGGGAAAAGAUGGGUGUGGGGGUGGGUUAUUUUAUUUUUGGUACAUGGUAGCGGUUUUAUUUUUUAAUUUCCCCAGGAUGUUCGGUUGAGGGAAUGUUCUGAAAUCUACUGUCUGGCAGUUUUAACCAGCAGUGUGUUAAAGGAAAAUAAACAAAAUUAUAUUGUCA